AUGGUCCCUACCGUUGUUGCAAUUAAUAAGUCGCUUCUGAAUCAAUCAAGGAGUUCUUCCGAGGGAAAUUGGAUUGCACAGCAUAAUGUUAGUGUCAUGGUUGAUCUUGAUUUUUUCAUUGGAGAUGACGCACUUUCUAAGGCUUGGUCUAGUAGCACUUAUAGUCUCACCUACCCGAUUAAGCAUGGUCAGGUUGAGAAUCGGGACGCCAUGGAACUACACAUGUUGUACCAGUUGCGGAUGGUUACGUUAUUGAAAGUGACAUCGAGUCAGUUCCCAUUGAUGGAAAGGAUGUUACUCUUGUUGUCUGGCAGCUCACGCGAGAAAGAGGAAAGAAUAUACCUCCAGAAGACUUUUUUUGAAGCGGUUCGGAAAGUGAAAGAAAUAUAUUGCUACACCUGCUCCGACAUUGUGAAGGAAGUUAAUAAACACAAAACAUACCAAGCACAGGAUGAAUAUGAACUAGUUACCUGA
Molecule: messenger RNA, 474 nt
Organism: Lathyrus oleraceus (garden pea)
Lineage: Eukaryota; Viridiplantae; Streptophyta; Magnoliopsida; Fabales; Fabaceae
Product: actin-related protein 3-like
Exons: 1
Coding region: 1-474 (157 amino acids)
Source: RefSeq, a predicted model, not a curated record